UUCGGGCCAAUGGCGCCGCGGCGAGGGCCGGGGCCCCGCUCGCACCCGCGGACGCUCAUUCAAAACGCGGCCGGGCUCGGGCACCGGCAACCCCGGACCCUUGCCCCGGCUCCGCUCCGCCCCGAGGCUCCGCGGGGCCGGGCGCUGCCGGCGGGGAUGCCCGGCGGGGCCGCGGCCUGAGGCGGCCGCCCGCCCGCCCGCCGCCAUGCCGGUGAAGAACCGGUACAACCUGGUGGACGAUGGCUGCGAUUCCCGCGUCCCGCUGCACAACGAGGAGGCCUUCCAGCACGGCAUCCACUUCCAGGCCAAGUACAUCGGUAGCUUGGAUGUACCCAGACCCAACAGCCGCGUGGAGAUUGUGGCAGCCAUGAGAAGGAUUCGGUAUGAAUUCAAAGCCAAAAACAUUAAGAAGAAGAAAGUGAGCAUCAUUGUGUCUGUGGACGGGGUGAAGGUGAUUCUGCGCAAGAAGCAGAAGAGAAAGGAGUGGACCUGGGAUGAGAGUAAGAUGGUGGUGAUGCACGAUCCUGUGUACAGAAUCUUCUAUGUGUCUCACGACUCGCAAGACCUGAAAAUAUUCAGUUACAUCGCAAGGGAUGGUGCUAACAACUCCUUCAGGUGCAACGUCUUCAAAUCGAAGAAGAAGAGCCAGGCGAUGCGGGUGGUGCGCACGGUGGGGCAGGCCUUCGAGGUGUGCCACAAGCUGAGCCUGCAGCACGCCCUGCAGAACGCCGACGGGCAGGCGGACGGUGCCAGCGACAAGUCGGCCGAGGAGCAGCCGCUGGAAGUUCACCAGAUAAAGGGCUCCAAGAUCACGGAUGCGGACGAGGUUGGCAUCGACUCUGACAGCAUCUGUGUGCCCGAGAGGGGACCCGGAGAGCUCCCCGCUGGCAGGGGGGACCUCGGCACGCUGAAACCUGGGCAAGCCUCAAAGGAUAAGAACUGCCAGGAUGCCGAGAACUGUUCCCUCCACCUGGCCAGCUCCCAGCAGCCGCUCAGCCCGAGCAGCCCCUGCUCCUCGGCCUCCAUCACCCCGCUGGCCUCCCAGCACUGCCUCCAGCUGCUCCAGCAGCAGCUCCUCCAGCAGCAGCAGCAGACGCAGGUGGCCGUGGCCCAGGUCCAGCUGCUGAAGGACCAACUGGCGGCCGAAACGGCGGCGCGGAUCGAAGCCCAGGCCCGGGUACGGCAGCUCCUCUUGACCAACCGGGACCUGCUGCAACACGUCUCCUUGCUGGUGCGGCAGCUGACGGUGCUGGAAGCCCGGGAGCAACACCGGCAGCCGGUUGACCGCUCCUUGCAAAACCUGUCCCUGGCUCAGUCCCUCUCCCUGAACCUGAAGAACCACUACAGCUUGGACGUCCACCUGCCUUCCACCUCCACCCCCGCCAGCAUCCUGGGCAGCCCCGUGGCCCCCGGCUCGCUGCCAGCCCUGGGCCCCGGGGACUCCUACCUCAACCUCAUCAGCCUGGAGAGGGGCGGCCGCCGCUACGGCAGCAAGGAGGGGGACGAGUGCCUGGCUGUGCUGGAGGGGCAGGACGGGCUCAGCCGGCGCGUGGAGGGCUCCGAGGUCAGCGAGUUCGCUCUGCUCAACGGGAGCAGCCGGCAGAAGGUGGACGACACGGACAGAGGGGACGAGGAUAGGCGGCAGCAGCCCAUUCCCAAGCUCAACCCGCCACCGCCCAUCCUACGCAAAAGGUCAAGCAAGACCUCCCCGAGCCUGGAAGUGGAGGUGAAGCCCGAGAGCACUGCCCAUAUGAGCUUGCCCAGCCCCAGCGUCUCCAGCCUCACCAGCAUUGCUGCCAGCUCGCUCACCUUCUUGGACCCUGAGGCAAGGACUCCUGCACGGAGCACUGCCUCCGGCACAGAGCCCGUUCCUGCUGGGACCUGCCAGCGUGCUCUGGGCAAGGACAGGACUGGAGAGAGCGGGCAGAUGUCCCCCCUGGCCGGCAUCCGCGACCCUGCAGCCGGCGAGGCCCUGGCCAAGGACUUAGCUGCCCUGGCCAGCCCCACGGACAGCACGCUGCCCUUCUCCCCUGCGGAUGACACCUGCUUGCACAUCAGCUUCUCUGAAGAUGAGCUGCUUGAACCAGAGCUGGACACUGCUGUGGGGCCCAGCAGGGUCCCUUCUUAGUGGGACUGCAGUAGGUGGCAGCUGGCUGGCAGGCAGUCCCAGCAUCUCCGUCCACACUGAUCCACCAGCCCACGCUGGGGCUGGGACCCCCUGUGCCCAGGCUGGGAGGCAGGUCCCUGUGCUGUCCCUGUCCCGUGCAGCAGCUCCCCUCGCCACAUACGGGACUGCCACGCAGGAUGCGACCUGGCCAGCCCCUGCCCUCAGUCUGCACCAGCUCACACUGCCUUCCCGCUGCCCCGUCCUCCCGUCCCGUCCCUGCUCACACAGCCAGGGGUGCUGCACGGGGUCCCUGCCUCCGGGCAGCUCUCUCCGCUGCUGCCUGGCAGAGGCACAUUUCACGUUUGUCACUACAUCCCUUCUGCUGGCCGGGCGGCUCCAAGCAGCCCUGUGCCAGCCCCAUCCUUCCCACAGCAGACGGGUGCCUUUCCCAGCCCCUGGCAGGGUGCGUGCCAUCGCCCGCUGGGCAGCUCGGGGGGGGCAAAGAGCUGGCAGACAGGCUGAAGGCCAGGGCGCGCUGGGCAGGGAUGGCGCUGGUUUGACUUGCUCCAAGGAGGUUCCCACCCAGCCAGUAUUCCCCAUGGGAUGCUCCACGGCAGAAGCAUCCCCGGGAGCUGAACGACGGGAGCCCCGGAGCAGGGGCACAGCAGGGCGCAGGGCUGCGAACGCCCGGCUGCUGUCACUAACCCGGUUCAUCGGUUGCCACCCG
Molecule: messenger RNA, 2834 nt
Organism: Harpia harpyja (harpy eagle)
Lineage: Eukaryota; Metazoa; Chordata; Aves; Accipitriformes; Accipitridae
Product: carboxyl-terminal PDZ ligand of neuronal nitric oxide synthase protein-like
Exons: 11
Coding region: 206-2128 (640 amino acids)
Molecular function (GO): nitric-oxide synthase binding
Source: RefSeq, a predicted model, not a curated record